Lactuca saligna is the source of this 1161-nucleotide messenger RNA. The record is from the annotation of a GenBank genome assembly. Lineage: Eukaryota; Viridiplantae; Streptophyta; Magnoliopsida; Asterales; Asteraceae.
AUGGCCUCCGAUUCCAAACUCCGUAAGUAUUUGACAGUUUAUGUACAUUAUAAUGGUUUAUUUGCACCAAAACCAUUAGUGUACUUGAACUCUGUUGUUGUUUCAAUCGCUGAUGUUGAUUUUGGUGGAAUGGAUCUCAAAGAUUUUAAGUUGUUCAUUGAAAAGUUGAUUGAAGGCAGUUGCGAUAAUGUAUAUUAUUGCACUAGAAAUGAACCAUUGGCAGAGGGUAUUAGGAGAAUUGGGAAUGAUGCUGGCUACUAUGAGUUUAUUGAAACGGGUUAUAGUGAUGAAGUUGGUCUAACAAUGAAUGUGUAUAUAGACCACGAAAAUGAACCUGUACUUGAUUGGGAUGAUAUGGAAGUAGUAGAAGAUGAUGAAGGGCAUUAUUCUGAGCCAGACGUGGAUGAUGAUAAAGAGUCACAACUUUCUGAUGAUAUUUCAUAUGAGCAUGAAGCAGAUGGUUACAUUCAUUCUCUUGACAAAACUGUUGGUGAUGAAUUCUUACACCGGGUGUCAGGUAUUUCUAAGGAUAAAAAUGAUGAACUUGAAACUGAUGAGGUUGAAACCAACAAUAAGGAUGACAAACCAAUGUACCCUGUCCAUAAUGAGAACCAGAAAUGGGACAAAAUGGUGCCAAUUCUAGGUAUGAGAUUCUCUAACCCUAUGGAAUUGAAAAUUUGUUUGACUAACUAUGCAGUGAAGAAUGGGUACAAUCUUUAUUAUGAGAAAAAUGAUAGUCACAGAGGCCAACUGUUAGCAACUAUGGGUAGGGAUGCAAACAACCACAUCUUCCCUAUUGCAUGGGCUGUGGUGGCAGUAGAAAAUAAGGAAACAUGGAAGUGGUUUCUUGACCUCCUACUAGAUGAUAUUGAAAUGGGAAUUGGUCAUGGAUUGACCCUCAUAUCAGACCAACACAAGGGAUUGGUAGAGGCUGUCAAAGAAAGAGUUCCAGCAGCAGAGCAUAGACAAUGUGCUAGGCACAUCUAUGCUAACUUCAAGAAAAGAUUCAAAGGUGAACAAUAUAGGAAGUUGUUUUGGGCAGCUGCUGCAAGUACUACUCAACCUAAAUUUGAGGCAAAAAUGAAUUACAUAAAGACAAUUGACCCUUUAGCUUAUGAACACCUCAUGGAAAGUGAUAUGUGCAUAUUUAGUGUGUAUUAA